GACAACGAAGUCUAAAUUUGUAUUCCAAAUUGCAUAGUUUUAGGCGAUUUUAAAAAUUUAAUUGAAUUACCUACCAGAGUAACGAAAUCAUUUUUUACUUAGACUUUACACGGUGAUGAAAGACGGUAGUUGAUCGAGAGUUUAUUCAGGAUUAAGAGAGUUCAAGGUAAAAAAUGAAAAACAGAACAAUUUUAUUACGUUUUUGUUUACCUAGAAAUUGAAUAUAUUCUCUAUCAUGUGACCAUGGCAUCAUACACGAUGUAUGAUCUCGUCAUGAUCAGCCUGUUUAUCAAUGUCGGACAAGUGUUUGUAUUGCUGUGAAGAUUGUUGUCAGCUUGAACUUGUUAAAGUAUUUUUUUUCUUGCAGUGUUAACGAAUAGAGCGAGACGGUUGCAUAUUGAUUUGGUGGAUGAUCAGAUUGGCUGUUCACACAUCGAUUAUGAAGCAGCAUGUUAACAAGCUAAUUCUACAACACCCUUACAGUAUACCAAAACACACCUGACGAUGAUGAUAUCAGCUGUGUGCGUGCGUGUGUUUUUCUAUCGUCCAACACAAAUGCAUCAUAUAAUUGUUGCAGGUGCAGAUUCGCCUACAUAUCAACGAGAGCACAUAAAACAAGAAAACAAGAAAAAUAAAAAGGAAGCAACGAUCGUUACGCGUUUUUGCACAUUUUGGCGCCAUGAUCGUUGGGAGAGCGACACAACGCUGCGCUCCCUGACAGCUAUUUUUGACCGUUCGAAACCAACGAAAACUAGCAACGGGUGGAUGAGAAAAUAUUUCACCCCGAGUCAGACACGAGCACGUUGUCGCACGUCACCUAAAAAAACCUCGGAAUAGUUAACGGUGUUGGCCUGAUGUUGACCGGUGGCACAUUCUGACAUUAGACGGCAGGGAAGAUGGCAACCCCGGAGUCGGUUUGCUCUCUCGGGGUUUUACUCGGAUUUCUCUCUCUCUCUCUUUAUCCCUCUCGUUAGCCCUCUGGUUGGGAGGAAGAAGAGGGAGUAGAUCCGUAGGUCCGGUCUAUAAAAGCGCAAAUCGCGGCGGAGAAAUCUUUUCAGUUAAAUUUCAAAACCGAUCCGAGCUAGAUCAAGGUUUUCGGCACACGAUCGUCCAUUUUGUAUUGGGAAGUGGUUGCGAUCGGUUCAUCUGCGCUCCUGUUCCCUUUCUCAUAGAACAGGUACCACCGUGUGGAGUACCAUUUCUUGGCUGUGUUAACAGUGUGUGUAUGUGUGUGCGUUUGAGGUGUGAUUCAUCGUAUAGAAAUUCGUGCUCGUACAAACUGAUAAGUGAUCGCCACGUGGUUGUUCUGUGCAUAACGUUCUGUGUUUUAAUUGUUUGUCGACGUUCGUUUUGAAUGAAUGUGGUCCCGUGUAAGAGUGGUGAAAUAGUAAUCCUUUUCCCUUAAAUUCUACCCUCCACCCCCCUUCCUAUCCCACCCUAUUACCGGUGAAGACUGUGAAGACAGACGGGAGAGCUUUUUUUUUGGUGUACGAUCAGUAGAAAACUCAAUAGUCCGAUAGUAGCGAGCAUUGAACGUGCGCCAGGUCUUGCAAAACACCGUACGGAUAAAAAUUGCCCAGAACGCUCAUGCCAUGCGCAGCUCAAUCUCUCAGCUCUUCUCGGCAGCGACAGACCACGAUGCCAGAGGGCACAACGCACAUCAGCUGCAGACGGCAGCAACAGCAACUCCUACACAGUGCACUAACGGCUAUGCAGGACACAGUGGAUCAAUUAAAGAUGUAUCAAAGACAGACUGGAAUUCCCGCAUCGGGGACGGAACAGCGCAGCUCAACGGGACUCUCGGGCGAGGGACGUCCGAAACGGCAGAGACCGACUCAUCAGGGACCGGGGGGAUGCGGGACGCGCUGGAGGGGCCGGGCUCAACGCAGAACGACAUUAUUCACCUCAAGAGACGGGUGGGACUCUUCAGUGGGGUUGCUUUAAUUGUCGGUACUAUGAUUGGGUCCGGAAUUUUCGUGUCGCCAUCGGGUUUACUGGUGAGAACUGGUUCCAUUGGUGUGAGCUUUAUCAUUUGGAUGGCCUGUGGAUUGCUCUCGUUGUUAGGUGCAUUGGCGUACGCUGAGUUAGGCACGAUGAAUACUUCGUCCGGAGCAGAAUGGGCAUACUUUAUGGACGCGUUCGGGGCCUGGCCCGCCUUCCUGUUUUCGUGGGUGUCGACGCUGGUACUCAAGCCGUCCCAGAUGGCGAUCAUUUGUCUAUCGUUCGCGCAGUACGCCGUCGAGGCGUUCGUGUCCGAGUGCGACCCGCCACUGAGCGUGGUGAAGAUGGUUGCGAUCCUUGCGAUCGUGAGCAUCCUGUUCGUCAACUGCUACAGCGUGAACCUUGGCAUGGCGGUGCAGAAUGUGUUUACCUCGGCGAAGCUGAUCGCUGUGCUGAUCGUGAUCUGUGGCGGUGCGUACAAGCUGUGCCAGGGCAAUACGCAACAUCUGCAGAAUGCAUUUAGCGGUACAACACCGUCGCUGGGUGCGAUUGCGACCGCGUUCUACACCGGUCUGUGGGCGUACGACGGUUGGAACAAUUUGAACUACGUGACGGAGGAGAUCCAAAACCCGAGCAAGAAUCUUCCUCGUUCGAUCAUUAUCGGUAUUCCGUUGGUGACGCUUUGCUACGCACUGAUCAACGUUUCCUAUCUGGCGGCCAUGUCACCGACGGAGAUGAUCGAAUCGGAAGCAGUCGCCGUCACGUUCGGCAAUCGCAUACUGGGCGUAAUGGCUUGGUUGAUGCCACUGAGCGUUACCAUCAGUACGUUUGGUAGUGCGAACGGAACACUGUUUGCCGCGGGACGGCUCUGUUUUGCUGCCAGCCGUGAGGGACAUCUGUUGGACAUUCUGUCCUAUGUGCACGUUCGUCGACUAACACCGGCACCUGGUUUGAUUUUUCACUCUCUUAUUGCCGGUGCGAUGGUACUGUACGGUACGAUCGAUUCACUGAUCGACUUCUUCAGCUUCACCGCCUGGAUAUUCUACGGUGGCGCAAUGGUGGCCCUCAUCGUGAUGCGCUACACCAAACCGAACUACCCGCGACCCUACAAAGUCCCACUUAUCAUUCCAAUUUUGGUUAUGGUCAUUUCCGGCUACCUUGUGGCGGCUCCCAUCAUCGAGAAGCCGCAAAUCGAGUACCUGUACGCAGUGCUGUUCAUACUGGCUGGGUUGAUCUUCUACGUUCCCUUCGUACACUACGGUUACCAUCCAAAGUUCAUGGACAAUGUCACCCUUUUCUUCCAGAUGCUCUUUGAAGUAGUCCCAACGACCUCGAUGGCAAUGUUUGAUUAGAAUGGCGAGCAUCAUCACAAACAAACACCCAACGAAUGUACCCGUAUCGUGAAAAGCAAGGCCCAAGACCCAACAGCAAUUUAACCAGCAAUGGCACAAAACUGUAAAGCCAACGUAAAGUCGCCUCCUACCCAAUAGCAUAUUGGGCUGGUGGUGGUAGUAUAUCGUCGUGUGUUGGCAUUAGUAAUAUAGCACAUCAGUUUAGCAGUAGUGCUCGUAGACUUAGCCGUGUGUCUAUGUGCGUACGUACUUAAUCGCAAAGCGUACAGCAAACAAAUUGUCUGUUUAUCCUUUUUAACGCUUUAAACCACUGGGUGUGCGACAAAGGAAAAUGGGUAAUUAAAAACGAAAAGAAGUGACAGCAAUAUGGAAAGAUUGUUCGCAACAUAGCAAUAUUAUACAUAUACUAUAUAUUGUCCAUACUUACACUGGUGAUGUAAGGGAAGUGUGUACGUGAGCAAUGCUAUCAUGCGAUUGCAAAAGAAGCAUGAAAUCCCACCACAGAAAAUAGGCUAAUUUUUCAUCCCGGAUUGCAUACUUUACCCGUACAGGGUUUCAUUUUGUUCAAAACGCCUAAAAGUAUGCAAUUCAUAGUCAACAAUAGAUUCCCUACCAAGCGUCGUUGCCAUGGAGAGUUCAUUGCUGAUUUGAUUGUAUGCGGGCAACAACAUGUGUAUCUUACAAAAGACUAUUACCAUAGCAACGGGAAGAGACGAUUAAAGGUAGCAUUUGUUGUUUGUUUUGUUUUGUGAAAGUUUUAUGAAGCGGGCAAUUAAGUUUUAUUUUGUAUCUACCUAAUACGCUUAACCAACUGCACGGAUCAUUCCCGAAUGGUCGUUUUUUUUGUAGUUGUGUGUUUUUUGAAUUCAUUUUGUUGUUUUUGCUUUCAAACGGAACACCGUGCGUCCGUUAAUGGACAGUGAAAUACGACCAUUUUUUCAUCAUCGGCUUGGAGUGCAGGAGCCGAUGAAUGAUCUCUCCAAUUUGUGGGAAAUUUUAAUAUUUUGCCCUAAUAGUAACGUGGCUAUCACCUUCCGGUGGCCAAUGCAAGAAGGAAGCAAAUGUUCGUGAUUCGAUCGGUGCACCAACGGAGCUAUCAUUCCGCGCCGAAGGAUCGAACGAACAUUUUGACGCGUAUCAAAGCCACCCUCUAAUCGUCUCCGACCGUUUGUUUGUUAGUUCGUUAGUUUUGUCCUCAUAUACUUAUCAUACUGAGUUUUGUUCGUUGUUUUACAAAUGAUUUAAACCAUAUGUAACAAUUGGAAGACAGUGAUUGGAGCCAUUGCGUAAAGAUUUGUUGAUGAUAGCUGGCAGGGUUUUGACUCCAUUUUGACGGCCAAAAUCCAACAAAACAACCACCACCAUAGAAUACACGACACGGGGAUAAAGACAGUGAAAACCAAAACACAACACCAAACGGACUGCUACAUGAGAUUGGAUUUUAGUAUGAGGUAAAGGGAGGAAUGAAAUAAAAUAUGACAACGUGAUGCUUCGAACAUUACGAACGCAACAAUCAUUACUUAAACAAUGGGUGUGCGCAGGAAGCGAGUGGGAGCGUGGAUGCGUUGAGCGGAACGAAGGUUUACGAAGGGAUUGAUCAGAAGGGGAACCCAAACCAAGAAGUGAUUAGUGUAAAACCGUUUAUUUUGUGUUAAAAGUAUAGUUUUCUUUUUUGCAAAUUGAUAAAAUAAAGAGACGUUAUUUAUAUGAUGAAAAUAAAUCAUAAA
Messenger RNA from Anopheles funestus (African malaria mosquito), 5020 nucleotides. RefSeq names its product b(0,+)-type amino acid transporter 1 (gene sbm). The coding region runs from base 1593 to 3293 and encodes 566 amino acids. The record is from RefSeq and is a predicted model, not a curated record. The transcript is spliced from 11 exons. Gene Ontology annotation, cellular component: membrane. Gene Ontology annotation, molecular function: L-amino acid transmembrane transporter activity. Lineage: Eukaryota; Metazoa; Arthropoda; Insecta; Diptera; Culicidae. Gene Ontology annotation, biological process: amino acid transmembrane transport.